Molecule: messenger RNA, 2923 nt
Organism: Trachymyrmex septentrionalis
Lineage: Eukaryota; Metazoa; Arthropoda; Insecta; Hymenoptera; Formicidae
Gene: Dus1
Product: tRNA-dihydrouridine(16/17) synthase [NAD(P)(+)]-like
Exons: 2
Coding region: 817-2871 (684 amino acids)
Biological process (GO): tRNA processing; peptidyl-L-cysteine S-palmitoylation; protein targeting to membrane
Cellular component (GO): Golgi apparatus; endoplasmic reticulum
Molecular function (GO): protein-cysteine S-palmitoyltransferase activity; tRNA dihydrouridine synthase activity; flavin adenine dinucleotide binding
Source: RefSeq, a predicted model, not a curated record
UAGCGAGUUUUGCCGCUGUGUGCUGCUCCGCUUGUGCCGCUGCCAAAGUUAGAGUAGCCGUUGCUCCCGAGUAGGAGUUUAAAACGGCUUCACGGACGGCAAGAUUCCUCGAGGCGAUUCGUAAAAUGACGAAGAUCCGUCAAUUGAGGAGUCGUCUACGAGUGCGUGCACGCAGUGGAACGGCGAAGAAAACGCGAGAAGAGGAAAAACCUCGUCGAGGUUACAUCGUUAGAGGAAGAAUAACGUUGUGUCGCGUGGAAACCUAAUGGCAUGUCGUUUAUCGUGCUUUUCUAAAUCGCGAAGACAGUCGAACUACCGUUACAGAGCGUGUAUUAUAGAGCAGAUGUAAACUGGAAAUUGUAGGUAGAAAGGAAGGAAUUGACAUGCCUUUUCGGAGAAUCGGUAGUGAUAAAAGACUAUCGUCGUUUUUAAGAUGACGACUGAAGCAAAAGUAAAGAAAUGACUGACGAACGACAAGGAGAAAAAAGAGAGAGAAAGCGAAAUAAGAAUGGACGUGCUAGAAGGAUCAAGUUUAAAUUCAUACCAUUCGUAAUGUGAAAACAUGAUGUGAAAGUGGGUAGGAUUAUUUGAAGAAUAUAUAACUUACUCUGGGUAAAAGUAUAUAAGAGUAUAGUGUUUAAAAAUCUGUAAAUUAUGUAUUGGCUGUGUUAAUUAAAUAAUAUUAACCGAUAGAAACACCGAUGAAGUAACAGAGAUGUAUAAGAUAAGGGGUAGGAGAAGAAGAGAAGGAGCUAGAUGGCUGGGUUCCUGGAAGUGUAAAUAAGACGAAAUAAAUGAUCGAGACUCGUACUGGGAAUGGUAAACGAGAGCUGUGCGAAUAACAAUAGGAUUGGCCGGUGCUGCAUCACCUGGCGGGAUACGCAGCAGCAGCAGCAGCAUGUGCCACUGGAGCACAGGAGAUUCCGACGCGUUCAUGGGCUGCAGCUGCCACUGCAUCCUCAACAGAUCGUCGGUUGGGUCCUGCUGAUCGUCGUGUUCAUCGGUACUUUCACCGUGUUGCUGACGACGCCGCCGCUACUGCCCGAUCUGCGCUUCGUCCUCUCGUUACUGUUCGCCGCGUUGUUCCUGCUCCACCUGUCGACCCAUUUGACGGUGUUGCUGCUAGAUCCGGCCGAUCCCGAGGUCCGCGCGCGACCAGCUCGCGCGAUCGUACCGGAGUUCGACCGUGCGAAGCAUCGGCAUGUCAUCGAGAACGGGCGAUGCCACCUUUGCAACAUAACGACGUGCGGUCGCCGGACGAAACACUGUUCGAUCUGCAACAAGUGCGUGCCGCGUUUCGACCAUCACUGCAAAUGGUUGAACAAUUGCAUCGGCGGCCGUAACUAUCCGGCGUUCCUGGUCUGCCUGACGUCGACGCUCGUCGCCGCGCUCGCGGUUACCGCGCUCGCCCUGGGUGAGCUCGUGCUCGUUAACGCACACUUAUUCCUAGUCCCGAAAUCGAAAUCCAAUGGGAUAAACUGGAACGGAUCAUCGGUAGUCAACCACUCCACUAAUGGAAGAUGGGACAGGAGCAUGAAUAACGGCACGGCGACGCCACCGUUGUUGCCGGUGCCUGGCACCGGCUCGCUCGUCCUCGUCACCGUCAUCGGCGUUCUCUCGGCCAUCGCCGCGGUGAUGCUCAUACACCUCUGCUUCUUUCACGGCUAUAUCGCCUGCCUCGGUCUCACCACGUACGAAUAUGUGCGCAACAAACGGGAGAGCGCGCAACAAACUGCUGCUGCUGCUGCUGCUGCUGCCGCCGCCGACUCUAGAACAACGUCUACCUCUGGCUACCUAUGCGGUCUAGGCAUACCUCCUUAUUGCACCUCGGCUGACGAGGAGGAUCGCGUCGACGGCUCGCGUCCCAGCGCGAGAGCGCGAGCUCUCUAUUCUCGCUUCUGCGAGAAUGCUCCUUUAACUAGUAAAACUAAUACCACCAGCGUGACUACGGACGUGUACGUUUGCUCGACGCACCCCGAGGAAAGCCGGACGGGGGCGGGCGACGUUAAGGAUGUCUCCUCCAAGACGAGAGGAGGUGGCCGGAAUUUUCGUCUUUGCUUCUCGUACGAUUCGCGCACCACCGAGACCUCCAUUCAGGUCUCUUCCUCGCAGACGACGGAGUCGUUGGGGAACCAUGUGCGUGACUCGCCGGAUACCAAAUCGUCCUCCACGCCUUCGCCGGUGUCUUGUUGCUUCUCCAUCAUGAACCAUCCCGAUGGCGGCAGCAGGCACGACGGAAACGGACGGAAGCGUCGCACCAGUUGUGACAGAGAUCACAACAGGAUCGAGCCUACGAAACGAGAGAGAUCCUGCGGAACGAUGAGAAGAAUACAGACCUUUCUGCAGGCUCGUCUGAGAAAGGGCUCGAGGCAACGACGGUUAACGACGACCUCGUCCUCGGCGAUCGCUCGUCAUUGCGGCAACAAGAUCAUUCCGCAGCCAGGCACUCCUCCGGACAUCGCGCUUGCUUUAACCGAACAUCAGGAUCGGAAUGUCGUCGAAGCGUUGACGACGGAAGUGGCGCUGACCACGCCAUCGGCUGAUGAUUACCCACGUCCACCGGCGAGGCUACCUGCCCUAGAUUUUUCCCGCAAAAUUAGAAAAGUACCUUCGAAUACCACUGAUAUUUCCGUCCUGGGCCAGAUACCUGGGCCGCCCUCCACGAUAUCUAAACGAAAUCAAACUCACCUUCGCACACGGCGGAGCGGGAGUUUUUCCAAGAAGAGACCGCACUUCAAGAUCGGCUCGCAUGUCGUAACGCAGACCGCUCAAUUGUCGCCCAUACCGGAGUCGGAGCUUUCGAAACCGGCUACGCCGAGAUCGCCGUCGCGAUCGAAUUCUAUAUUCGCCUUCCCACCAUUACACGAAUAAUGUCCGAGACUAUGGAGUCACCUGACAAAGAGGAUGUCUCGAAGAAGAGGAC